CUUUGUUCUAAUGGACACCGUAGCAUCAUAUGGUUUAAUAGCAGGUAUAAUGUUCCUACCCGUCAUCACCGAGCGAGCUCUAGAAGCGUACGGUUACUCGGGAGCUUUCAUGAUUCUUGGAGCAAUCAUGUUUCAUAAGGUUGCAGGGGGAGCGGCCAUUCGGAAACCAGUCUUCAUUGUGAAAGAUAACACCACUGAACAAAGUGGUAGUGAUCAAGAUCCGUUGGAGGUGAUCCGUUUUGAACCGUCGGAUGAUGACGGUGAGGUAGAUGGUAUAGUAGGAGGUGAUCAAAUGACAACAUUGAAAGAUGAAUCAAUAAAUGAUAUGGUCCAAGGUCAAGCCCUGGCAGAAAGCCGUUUUCACUCCAAGGAAAACCUUGAAAAUACGGAGACACUAAAUGCUGCAAUCGUAAUAAAUGAUAUAAUAAGAUACGAGGAGGAUGAAGGGAUUUUAAAUGACGAUGAUAACCGUGAGGAACACGUUACUUUGCUAAAUAGUGCAUGCGAUCGUCCUGGUAAAGUGGAUGAUCUUCCUAAUGCUUCGAGAUCUGGUCAAAAUGAUCAUAGUGAGAAAUAUAAUUUCUGCUCAUCAUUUAUAUCUCGCUGCAAACUGUUUAUAACCAAGGAAGCUCUGUUCUUAAUGUGCCUCCCAGCGACUUUCUUUCGUGCCUAUUCGUUCGAAGCCUGGGUGUUGUACCUAGUGCCUCACGCAGAGCAGUUAGGAAUUACCCCAUCUCGAGCUGUCUUCUUGUCUUCAAUUGGUGGAAUCAGUGGGAUUAUUGGAAGAACCAUUACUGUCAUUCUCCUCAUUAAGAAAGUACACAUGUUCAAAAUCUACAUCACCGUUGGUUUUAUUACCAGUUUGUCAUUUUUCUUGGAUUUCGUCGGUGAAUCAUUCAUGAUUCGUUCAGUUUGGGCAUUUCUUCAGGGCCUCUGCUUCUUUGUGCUGGAUACUGUAGACGCAACUUUUCUCAAAUUGACGUUGGUAGAUGAAAGCAACUUCAGUUUCGGCCUUGGACUGGUGAUGUUAAUAAACGGUUCUGGUAAUAUCUCGGCAGGGUUACUCACAGGAGCUUUGUUUGACGUCAUCCAGUCUUAUACCAUCGUAUUCAUGAUGACUGGAAUCCCUGUUUUGAUCUUCACCAUCAACAUCGUAGUCAUAUCGGUACUGUUAAACAGAAGAGUCAAGUCCAAACACGUUUAACGUCGCUACAGGCAUGUUUGAUUCAAAGGAAUCCUCUCUUCAUCCCGGAGCUUUGUUUGACGUCAUCUAAUCAUCUUCAAAGUCUGUUAAGUCGCCUUGAACAUAGGUUUUUUUUAUAUUUUAUUUUUUUGCAUUAUUUCGCUUUGUUUUUCGUUUUGUAAUAUGUAUUUUGUUAGUUUAUGGGAGAGAGUCAUGGAAACUGACGAAUAUUUGAUGUCAUACCUGUAUCAGGUAAUCUGAACAUCUUUCAUUGGAAAAUGUAUUUCCAGUAACCAAUUAAGGAACAUCUUACCCCCAGAUUAAUCAAAAAAGAUUAAGAAAUUACACUACUUUGCCGAACAGAGUGAAAAACAGCCCCAUUCCUUCACUUAUACACAUUUACAGAGCAGAAAACGGAUGUUUUUUUAAUACUACUAAUAUUAUAGCUAUGAUUGUGAUUCCAUAAGUGCAAUACUUGAAUGCAAACUAUGGUUUCAAUUACUCAUACACACAAUGUAAGGAAAUCAAGUUUUUAUGUAGAUUAUUUUAUAUAUAUAUAUAUAUAUAUAUAUAUAUAUACCUCUUUUAUAUUUAUACUGGGGUCUAAUCUUAUUAAUAGAAACACUACAUCUUCUAUAUCGAAGUUAAAAAUCUGUGUUAACCAUUUAUUUGUAUUUGUUUAACUGACUGAAAUUAUCUUCCAUUGCCAAUGUCACAGUUGUCUCCUCUUCCUCUACCACUUCUACUUUCCCACCUCCUUCUUCAUCUCGCCCUUCUUCUUCCUUCUCAAUCUUCUUGUCCCUCUUUCUUCUUCUUUUACUUUUACUUUUUCUAAUAACUCCCCUUUUUAGAGUCUGGAUAAAACAUUAUAACCUUUUACUUAAAGUAGCUAUACCCUAGAGUAAAUAUUUAAUUCGUACAUUUUCUCAUAUAAGUAUUUGUUUUCUACAUAACUUCGUCUCUAUUAUUAGUAGUUUGUAUAGUGGAUAUUGAUAUUGAUACCUUAUGAUAAUAAUAAUAAUAAUGGGUUCUUGUAGAGCGCUCAUGUCACUCAGAUUUGACCCUCCUGGCAUCUAUAACCUAGAGUAAAUUUUUAAUUCGUACAAUUUCUCAUAUAUUCUUAUAUUAUACCACUAUGUAAAAACGAUUUAUAUCCGUGUUUCCAUAUGAAUGUGUCAUUGUACGUUUGCUACUGUGCAUUAUAUUGUGUAUAUUAUUGUCUAUUGUAUAUUGUUCAUGUGCUUUAUGUAAUAAAUGCCAACAACUUAAUUUCCAAAUAGACCAAUAUAAUUAAUCUGAAUGAAUGAAUCUGAAUAAGUAUUUGUUGUCUACAUAACUUCGUCUCUAUUUUUUGUAGUUUGUAUAGUUUAUAAUGCUUGGAUAUUGAUAUCGAUACCUAAUAUGAUAGUGUUCCUAAUCGCACUAACCUCUGUCUAUCCUCUUUAAACGCCCACUGCACUACUUGUAGCUACUUGCGCCCUCUAUAUAACAAACAAUGCCUAA
Strongylocentrotus purpuratus (purple sea urchin) is the source of this 2686-nucleotide messenger RNA. RefSeq lists its product as uncharacterized. The transcript has 2 exons. The record is from RefSeq and is a predicted model, not a curated record. Gene Ontology annotation, molecular function: monocarboxylic acid transmembrane transporter activity. Lineage: Eukaryota; Metazoa; Echinodermata; Echinoidea; Camarodonta; Strongylocentrotidae. Bases 11 to 1204 code for a protein of 397 amino acids.